Lathyrus sativus (Indian pea) is the source of this 1407-nucleotide messenger RNA. The record is from the annotation of a GenBank genome assembly. Lineage: Eukaryota; Viridiplantae; Streptophyta; Magnoliopsida; Fabales; Fabaceae.
AUGGAGGAGGAGGAUGAGAUUCAAGCACAACAAUCAUGUAAAUUCCCAAGAGUUGGAAACGAAGAAGAAAAUGGGAAUUUAAACAGGUUCAAUAAUUGGCACCAUCAUUCAUCUAGAAUCAUAAGGGUGUCAAGAGCUUCUGGUGGAAAAGAUAGGCAUAGCAAGGUUAUGACUUCAAAGGGUUUAAGAGACAGAAGGGUUAGGCUUUCUGUUACAACCGCUAUUCAAUUCUAUGAUCUUCAAGAUAGGUUGGGUUAUGACCAACCAAGUAAAGCUGUUGAAUGGCUUAUAAAAUCAGCUUCUGAUGCUAUUUCGGAAUUACCUUCACUCAACAACUCCUUGUUCGCUGAUAAUAAUAAUAACAAUCCAAGUGAACAAGGCGGUGUUGAUUCGGUUCAUGAUGCUGAAAUGGUUGUGGAGAAUGGUGAGAAUAAUUAUCAUCAAAGCCAGAAUCUUUCUUUGUCUAAAUCUGGUUGUAGUAGCACUUCUGAGACAAGUAAAGGUUCGGGUUUGUCCCUUUCGAGAUCUGAUGUUCGUGUGAGCCGAGUUAAGGCUAGGGAAAGAGCGAGAGAAAGAACGGCCAAAGAGAAGGAAAAGGAAAAUCAUGAUUCUUGUCACAACAAUGUUAAUAAUCCUCUUCAUCAUCAACACCAUCAACAGCACCAGAAUGUUAACUCUUGUUCCAUUUCUCAAACUGCUUCAUUCACUGAACUUCUUACCGGUGGAAUCAACAAUGCAGCAGCAAGGAGUCCAAGAAGGUCAGUUGAAGAACCGAAUUUCUUGAACAAAGCUCGACAACAACAGCAACAUCAACAACAAUGGAGUUCUUCUUCGGCACCAAUGGAUCAUUACUUUAGUCCAGUGCUUAUAGGAACUCCUUCUUCAAGAACACAUCAUCAUUUAGGACAUUCACUUCAUGAUCAUCAAUCCAUGACAAUGUCUAACUCAGUUUCACCCUUCAGCAGUGGCGAAAACCAUUCUGCAGAUCAGAAUCAACAUCAGCAUCAGAUGCAGCAUCAGUUCUCAUUCAUACCUGAUCAUAUGAUGCAAAACGUGGUUACUUCUUCUUCUACUCAACCAAGCGAUUAUAAUCUGAAUUUUACGAUCUCAUCGGGCCUUGCUGGUUACAAUAGGGGGACCCUUCAGUCCAAUUCACCGUCUCUUCUGUCUCAUCUUCAGAGGUUUUCAGUUUCAUCUUUAGACGGAUCCAACAGUCUACCUUUUUUCAUGGGAGGAGGAGGUGGUGCUGCUUCUACUUCUUCUUCUCCUGCUUCUGGUUCACCUGCAAUGGAGAACAAUCAUCAUCACCAUCACCACAACCAGAUUCAACACCAUCCAUUUUCAUCUGUUUUUGAUGGUAGCAGCUUGCAACUCUACUCAGAUCAGAAAGGAAAACCCAAAAAAUGA